Molecule: messenger RNA, 1724 nt
Organism: Salvelinus fontinalis (brook trout)
Lineage: Eukaryota; Metazoa; Chordata; Actinopteri; Salmoniformes; Salmonidae
Product: vesicle transport protein SEC20-like
Exons: 3
Coding region: 1-408 (135 amino acids)
Biological process (GO): retrograde vesicle-mediated transport, Golgi to endoplasmic reticulum
Cellular component (GO): endoplasmic reticulum; SNARE complex
Molecular function (GO): SNAP receptor activity
Source: RefSeq, a predicted model, not a curated record
AUGGGGAGGGAGCAGGACAAGGAGUCAGACAAACUGGCUCUACUCAGUGAGGUGGACAGACACCGCAGGCAGAUGCUCAGAAAGGUGAUUAAAGAAGGCCUGGCCCAGACGUCCAGUGACAUCACAGAGAGCCUGAUGAGCAUCGACCAGAUGAUGUCACAGGAGGUGACGCAGAGCGAGGAAUCCAUAACCAUGCUGGCAACCUCGUCUCAGGCGGUCCUGGAGAUGAAUGAUGAGUUUAAGGCCAUGACCGGAACCAUCCAGCUGGGGAGAAAGCUCAUCACUAAGUACAACCGCAGGGAGCUCACUGACAAACUGCUCAUCUUCCUCGCUCUCGUACUCUUUCUCACCGCGGUCUUCUACAUCCGCAAGAAGAGAUUAUUUUUCCUCCAGACCAGACACAACUAACUUAAACUAAGUAACUUUUAGAGCAACUUUGAUAAGAGUAACUAUGAUCAUAUAAGCUAAUUUAUGACAUGAGUCGUGUGAGAUAAGUAUUGUAAGAUUAACAUACUGCUUAUUAAUGUAAAUCCAUAUCAACAUUUUAAAGACGUGCACACACACAGUAGUAAUGGCUUUGGGGAUAAGCCUAUUUUAAACAUUAGUUGUUCGUCAUGGAAGGAAUAUCAGCUUUUUGCAAUACUUAGAGGAAAGUUUGAUGGUUAAUGUAACCAAUUGUUAUGAUUAUCAUGUUUUUUUUUUUUUUUUUUUUUUUCCUUGGGGGUGGAUCAGCUUAAUAUUGUGGAAAGAAUGUUGCUUCCAAUGUAAUUGUCUGCAUCAUUUCCAAUCCCCCAUAUAUUUUUUGGUAAAUAUAUAUAUCCAUUCACGUAUGCAUACAUAUACACAUAUAUACAUACACAUACCUACAUGAUUAUCAUGUUAAUGUAUUAUUCCAUUGCAGGAAGUUAAAGCUGUUGCCCAGUUAUUUAUAUCCUGCUCUGAAAGAGAAAUAAAUGUGUUUUAGUAGUUGCCUUAUUCAAUGCAGAUUACAAUUUCGCUGGACCAUUAUUUGAAGUAUAGGGAUUCAUGUCAAUGUGUAACACAUUCUCUGUAAUGUAAUCAGUUUUUGAACAAAACGUUGACAUUAUUAAAUAGUGUAAAAAUAAAAAAAAUGACUCUCCAAGCAGCAGCCUGGACAUGUAGGAUGUACAUAUCACCCACACAAGUUUCAGUGACUCUGGUCUAGCAUGUGGUCGUCAGUAUUUCCUUACGGAGCUAGCUGGCUUGGCUUGGCUCAGCAGUGGUGAGGCCUGCUCUCAGUAGCUGGCAGCAGGGUGAACAGUACUGGGUACAGUGCUGACCAACCAGGGCAGAAAAGCUAGCAGCAGGGGGAACUGAGCAGCCCUGGCACCAGGGCAGAAACAAAUCUGAAAAGCUGUGGCAGUAAUCACAUAGUCACCGAUAAGGAACCAUGCAUCUCUGCCUUUCUUCAGAUAAGACCCAGAAAAGCAGAUUAUUCUGACCCGUUUCCCUCUCCUGCUCCCUUUCUUUCCACCGGGGGUGGAAGGUGGGGGGGUAUUUUUAGGUUUGCGUGGACCUGUUAUCUGACGUUGCCUUUUCAACACUUUGGAAGGGAUGUGUGUAGAGGGGGGCUGGUAGCUGCAUGACCUCUCUACCCUCUUUAUGGUGACGGUCUCACAUGUCAUUUGGGAAAUAUAAAUCUGUUUUCAUGUUGACGUUUCUAUUCAGUGUACCAAUAAAGGCCUCUGACUUUGUCAACCUGA